Mercurialis annua (annual mercury) is the source of this 462-nucleotide messenger RNA. RefSeq names its product non-specific lipid-transfer protein C, cotyledon-specific isoform-like. Bases 45 to 398 code for a protein of 117 amino acids. Gene Ontology annotation, molecular function: lipid binding. The transcript is spliced from 2 exons. Gene Ontology annotation, biological process: lipid transport. Lineage: Eukaryota; Viridiplantae; Streptophyta; Magnoliopsida; Malpighiales; Euphorbiaceae. The record is from RefSeq and is a predicted model, not a curated record. Gene Ontology annotation, cellular component: membrane.
CAAAAACAUUAAGCAUUUUUCUUUAACUUCCUCUCCAAGCAACCAUGAAGAACACUUGCUUCUCCGCAAUCUUCCUCGUCUUGGCCUUCCUCUUCUGCCUCGCCGCCAUCAACGAGGCGGCGAUUCCAUGCAGCACCGUCGACGCCAAGGCGGUCGCUUGUGUUGGGUACGCCACCGGCAAGGACUCGAAGCCAGCACCAGCAUGCUGCGCUAACCUGCAACAGCUUGCUCAGAUGGUUAAAACUGUUAAUGAUAAGAAGGAUAUUUGCAGGUGCUUGAAGGGUAGCUCUAAAUCUUUGGGAAUUAAGGAUCAGUUCUUGAGCAAGAUUCCUGGUGCUUGUAACAUUAAAGUUGGUUUCCCUGUCUCUACUACCACCAACUGCGAGACGAUCCACUGAGCCAUUAUGGAGGGGAUCAAGGCUGUGAGAUUCUGAACGCGACUACAAAAAUCUUACUAUAAAC